GGUUGAAUUCUAAAAUUGGAUUCUUUUUGGUUUAAAAAUGGUUGAGAGAAAGAAAGAAAGAAAACGGAGAUGAAAGAGGCAAAGAAAGAGUUGACACUUGAAAGCACUCAAACUCUCCAAAGAGACAGGUUAAAGAAUCCCAACUAACAUUAGUAUUUGCAGAGAAAAGCAAACGCACAAAAAGAAUGCGUAAGCAAUGUCUGUUCAUCAAGACUAUUGCUAUUAGUUUUGUAGAGAUAAUCUGUAACGGUAUUCCUCUGACAACUGCUGCUGUUGCAAAUUUUACCCAGCGGGAAUUGGCUUCUGCUUUGAGGAAAUUAGACUGACAUGGACAGUACAAAUGUUUCUGUAUCCAUUAUCGCUCAUUUUGGUAAAAAUGCAUAUGGGAGAAAAGUUUUAUAUGGUGCCAUUGAUAUUGGGGGUGAAAGGAAAAUGUGGAUUAGGGCUGGCUAUUGGUAAUGCUUUGCCAAUUCAAACUGCUGAUCUCAAUGAGUACGAUCAUAAUUCAGAUGCAAGCCAUGAGGACUGCAAGACAACCAAGUGGAAGGGCUAAAUGAAAGAGUUAAAGAUUAUGCAAUGGUUUGGCCUCCAAUGGUUAUCAUAACAAAUACAAGAUAUGAAUAUGAUGAAAAUAGCAAGGAACUUUCAUUCUCUUAUUCUUACUUAAUAUCACAAAUUAGCCUAUCCAUAGAAUAUUGAUUUCUAUUUAUUGACUUUUGAUUAUUGAGUGGAAUAAUUCUUGACUUGACAUAUAGUUCAUUGUAUCAUACAGAAUAUUAUCUUCUGUAGUCAAUAGGCAUGGGGAGUCAAGAACUGCUUGAACACUCCUAUGUUGCACACUUCAUAUGGCCCAAAAGGGCACUGGGGUAUGAGUUUUUUAUCUUUGAAAGUUCAGUAGUAGGUUAUUUAGAGGCUGUACGUCUCCAUAAGCUUUUAAAAGAGCAAAGAAAAGAUAGAGAUGCCUGGGAUUAGGAAAACAAACAAAAGGAAAGAGUUUCUUGGGGAUUGUUCUUGAGUUCCAUUGUAUCCAGGUGGGAAGUGCCAACUCUAUGGCUACCUGGCUUUAAAGGAAGAUUUGGAUAUUUUUAACCAGCACAAUCUAGGUGUAAACUCUCUAUUUAUUUCUCUCCACCACCUCUUAUUUCUUGCUGAAUGUUUUUACUAACAGUUGUGGUUGAUUAUGCCUCAGUUAAGAAUACAAAAUAUUGGACCUUCUGAAGUUAGUGCAGGAUAGCUGAAGGUGUUUUAUAAGAACACAGUAGUGAUUAAAGCUGAUGGGCCUAUAUGGCAAUUCAUCACAGCUGCCAUCAAGACCUCAUUAAGGGAUGCUACCUUUGAGAAAGAACUGGUUGUGGGUGAGGUUUGGAAGGUAGAGCAAGAAAACCUUAAGAAGCUUAAAGAAACCAGUAAGAUACAUCCUUUGAGAUGUAAGAAACAAAGAAAGAGCUAAGAAGGGCUUGGCAUGUUAGAAACAGAGAGAAAGAUCCAAGGGGGAGAAAGCAUAGAGGUAAAACAUUUUGGGUCUAGAGUUCCAAAAAUAUUUUUCGGUCUGGGGGUUCCUAAUUUCCAUUCUCCACCAUGAGUUGAGUGAUUUGGGUAGUGGUUGUGUGUAGUUGAAGCACUGACUCUCAGGAUGAGAUUUUGGCUGGGGGAUGUUAUUGUAUAAGUACUCUUGCUGGUUAUUUGUGGAUUAAUCUUGACAUCUCUGCUAAAGAAAGUGUAGCGAAUUUAUUGAUGGUUCCUGUGCAUGUCUGGUGUUUGCAAGACAUGUUAAAUCAUUAUGACUGAGUAAAUGAUUGAAUGGAUCAAUAAACUGGAUGGGCUGGUUGCAACUUGAAACCACUUUGUUUUGUGUUGUCUGAUCCAAAGUUCUUGAAGUUUUUGUGUCUUGAUUAUAGCAUAUAUGUGUAUUCGAAUGGUACCUUACUACCUUUGUUUGCAUCAUCUCCACACAAAUACAUUUUAACAAGUCAG
Rubroshorea leprosula is the source of this 1974-nucleotide messenger RNA. The record is from the annotation of a GenBank genome assembly. Lineage: Eukaryota; Viridiplantae; Streptophyta; Magnoliopsida; Malvales; Dipterocarpaceae.